This is a messenger RNA of Teleopsis dalmanni, 1180 nucleotides long. Its product is annotated as bestrophin homolog 22-like. The record is from RefSeq and is a predicted model, not a curated record. Gene Ontology annotation, molecular function: chloride channel activity; L-ascorbic acid binding; iron ion binding. NCBI's taxonomy places the organism in Eukaryota, Metazoa, Arthropoda, Insecta, Diptera, Diopsidae.
CAACAACAAAUGCAACAGCAACAACAACCAAUCAUGUACCAACAUAUACAGCAACAAAAUCAUUUGCAACAAUUUCCGUAUGGAAAUAACUUCAACUAUAAUCAACAUGAGCGCAGUUUCGCUUUUCAAAUUGGGCGCACAUGUGGCGACGAAAACGCAAUCGGAAAUGCUAAUGAACGACGUUAUGAAGAACUAUGUCGCAAUAUUAUUAAUGACAUGAAUCAAUAUGGUCUUUCAGUUGUAGAUGACUUUUUGGGCAAUGAGAAGGGUCUCAGUGUCCUAAAUGAAGUACAUCGCUUGUACGCAGCAGGCGAAUUCAGGGAUGGUCAAUUAGUUAAUAACACGGUUGGAGAACAAGAUUCUCGUACAAUACGUGGUGAUAAAAUAGCGUGGAUAAAAGGUGUAGAGCCUGGCUGCUCAAACGUUGGAUAUUUAAUAAAUCAGAUCGAUGCUGUGAUUUGUAAUGCAAAUUCAAUGCUUAAUAAUGGAGAAUUAGGAAAAUGUAAUAUAAAGGAGAGAACGAAGGCUAUGGUUGCUUGUUAUCCUGGCUCAGGCUCACACUACGUUAGACACGUAGACAAUCCUCAUAAAGAUGGGCGUAUUAUAACAGCUAUUUACUAUUUAAAUGUAAAUUGGGAUACAAAUCGUAGCGGUGGAAUACUGAGAAUAUUUCCUGAGCGAGGACAAACAAUAGCAGAUAUCGAACCAAAGUUCGAUAGACUCAUAUUUUUCUGGUCAGAUCAUCGUAAUCCACAUGAAGUACAACCUGCACAUCGUACACGUUAUGCCAUAACUGUUUGGUAUUUCGAUGCCAUUGAACGUGAAGCAGCAUUAAAUCGUUGGAAACAUGAUAAUGAUCCAAGAUCCAAUGCAACAAACACAACAACAAAUGCAAAUUUAAGCGGUGUAACCUCAAAUAGAAACAGCGAAUCAAAUACCAAUUCUAAUUUGCAUACCAAUAUAAAUGAAUCUACAACAAAUACACCAGCGUCAGACACAACAACAACAACAGCAACACCAACAACAACGUCAACGAAUUUAAGUAUAAGUGAUAAUUGCACGUAACAAAAUAUUUGUUACUGUGGACGCUGCAAUAAUUCGACAAUUGGAGCGACUUUAAUUCAAUGCCAUUGCAAUUAGUUAGGAAUUAAAUUGUAUAUUUUUGCUUAAAAUUUGUACA